This is a messenger RNA of Periophthalmus magnuspinnatus, 664 nucleotides long. RefSeq names its product cysteine and glycine-rich protein 3 (cardiac LIM protein) (gene csrp3). The transcript is spliced from 6 exons. NCBI's taxonomy places the organism in Eukaryota, Metazoa, Chordata, Actinopteri, Gobiiformes, Gobiidae. The coding region runs from base 44 to 607 and encodes 187 amino acids. Gene Ontology annotation, biological process: sarcomere organization; muscle tissue development. Gene Ontology annotation, cellular component: cytoplasm; nucleus; Z disc. The record is from RefSeq and is a predicted model, not a curated record. Gene Ontology annotation, molecular function: structural constituent of muscle; actinin binding.
CCUCAAACGCCACACGGACAAAGAACCCAUCCAGCCACACAAGAUGCCGCAGUGGGGUGGCGGAGCUCAGUGUGCUGCGUGUCAGAAGACGGUUUAUCACGCUGAAGAAAUCCAGUGUAAUGGGAGGAGCUUCCACAAGACCUGCUUCAUCUGCUUGUCUUGCAGAAAAGCUCUGGACAGUCAUACAGUUGCAGCUCAUGAGUCGGAGGUUUACUGUAAAUCCUGCUACGGCAAGAAAUAUGGUCCAAAAGGCUAUGGCUACGGACAGGGAGCUGGUGCUUUGAGCUCCGACCCCCAAAACCAUGAGUCAUCCCAACAACAGUCCAAACCGAAGCCUUCCUCCUCGGGUGGUAACUCAAAGUUCAGUCAGAAGUUUGGAAGUUCUGAUCGUUGUUCUCGCUGCUCCAAAGCCGUGUACGCCGCAGAGAAGGUCAUGGGAGGAGGGAAGCCGUGGCACAAGACGUGUUUCCGCUGCGCUCUGUGUGGGAAAAGUCUGGAGUCCACCACAGUCACUGAUAAAGAUGGAGAGAUCUACUGUAAAGUGUGCUACGCCAAAAACUUUGGACCUAAAGGUUUUGGUUUGGGGAACGAGGCGAUGCUGGAGUAAAGAGACUGAAUUACCCCAAAUUUGUUUAAAUUUAAUUAAUUAAAACAGUUAAGAAUG